Penicillium samsonianum is the source of this 972-nucleotide messenger RNA. Its product is annotated as Mating type protein. Lineage: Eukaryota; Fungi; Ascomycota; Eurotiomycetes; Eurotiales; Aspergillaceae. Gene Ontology annotation, cellular component: nucleus. Gene Ontology annotation, molecular function: DNA binding, bending. Gene Ontology annotation, biological process: positive regulation of mating-type specific transcription, DNA-templated. The transcript is spliced from 2 exons. Bases 1 to 972 code for a protein of 323 amino acids. The record is from RefSeq and is a predicted model, not a curated record.
AUGCUUUUCUUUCGAUACGUCGAAACCUUGCCCUUCCGACACGCCAUUAGGGUGCUGGAACGUUGGCCCGAGAAUUCUCCCGCGGGAGAAUAUGCAGCUCAAGUUCUACGCGAGCUUCCUGCAAACUACUUCCAGCAGCCUAGACUAUUGCCCACCGGACCACGCUUUGUCUAUGCGAAUGGUGCACUGGAACUGAAACGUAUUGACCAAGAGUUGCCCAUGCAACAACUCCACCCAGAUUCGACCACCGGAUGUGUUGGAGGUGUGAUGCAGAAUGUACUCUCGGCCCCCUUGGAGCAACGGCGUCUGCGCCCUCUGAACAGCUUCAUGGUAUUCAGAAGUUUCUGCGCUCCCAUGUUCCCUGGAAUCCCUCAGAAAGUGAAGUCGAUGGCCAUCAGCGAAAUGUGGCAAGACGAUACCUUGAAAUCCUACUGGGCUAUCCUCGCCAAGGCGUACACCAUUAUUCGCGAUCAUUUCCAUGUCGACACUCCUUCACUCUCUGCCUUUGUUGAGCUUUGUCUGCCUUUGAUGGGUUUUCUGUCUCGUCAGCAGUAUCUCACCAUGUCCGGUUGGCAUGUCCAGCCCAUGGGAAACAGCCUCAGUUUGCGCAAGAUCAACUCAUCAACUUUGACAAAUUUCAACCCUCCAAUGAUCUCUGUUGACCAAGUCGUGAAGCACUGCACCGACAACAACUACGCCCAGAAACGUGACGAGGAGUGGGAUAAGCACAUCGUCGAAACUGGAGCCGUGUUCGCCGUGGAGCCAUUGUUUCGAGCCACCAUUCCGGAACCCCAGAACUGGGUACUCGAUGACAUGCCUCAGUGGCCAAUUGAAGAAUUUGAGGUUGAUGAGAUGUACUCUGCCCUUGACACCGAGCACGAUCAUGGGCUUCCUGUCAUCUAUGAUCCAAACAAACCUCCUUCUUACUCUACUACCAUGGAACGUCUCGAUCGACUCUUGGGGAACAACUAG